Messenger RNA from Ceratotherium simum simum (southern white rhinoceros), 1764 nucleotides. It is a transcript of the gene KLK5, whose product is annotated as kallikrein related peptidase 5. NCBI's taxonomy places the organism in Eukaryota, Metazoa, Chordata, Mammalia, Perissodactyla, Rhinocerotidae. Gene Ontology annotation, biological process: extracellular matrix disassembly; amelogenesis; proteolysis. Gene Ontology annotation, molecular function: serine-type endopeptidase activity. The record is from RefSeq and is a predicted model, not a curated record. Gene Ontology annotation, cellular component: secretory granule.
GCUUGGUGACACAUGCUUUCUCGCUGGCUGGUUCGCUCACUCUCCUGGGGACACGGAGGUCGUCAGGACCCACAGAGGGACUUACGGGCAGGAAUGGUCAUGAAGACGCUGGCUGUAGUGCUGGUUCUGAUUGCUGCAGCUUGGGCUGAGGAGCAGAAUAAGGUGCUUCACGGCGGACCCUGCGAGCAGACCUCCCACCCCUACCAAGCUGUGCUCUUCACCUCCGGCCACCUGCUGUGUGGGGGGGUCCUCAUUCACCCUCUGUGGGUCCUCACGGCCGCCCACUGCAAAAAACCGAAUCUUCAGGUCUACCUUGGGAAGCACAACCUUCAGCAAAGGGAGAGUUUCCAGGAGCAGAGCUCUGUCGUCCGGGCUGUGGCCCACCCUGGCUACAAUGCCGCCACCCAUGACCAGGACAUCAUGCUGUUGCGCCUGGCACGCCCGGCCAAAUUCUCUGAACACAUCCAGCCCCUGCCCCUGGAGAGAGACUGCUCGGCCAACCACACCAGCUGCCACAUCCUAGGCUGGGGGAAGACAGCAGAUGGCAAUUUCCCUGACACCAUCCAGUGUGCCUACAUCCACUUGGUGUCCCACGAGGAGUGUGAACGUGCCUAUCCUGGCCAGAUCACCCAAAACAUGGUGUGCGCCGGGGAUGAGAAGCUCGGGAAGGAUUCUUGCCAGGGUGAUUCUGGGGGUCCCUUGGUCUGUGGAGACCGUCUCCGGGGCCUCGUAUCAUGGGGCAACGUCCCCUGUGGAUCCAAGGAGAAGCCAGGAGUCUACACCAAUGUCUGCAGAUAUGGCCACUGGAUCCGAAAAACCAUUCAGGCCAACUGUGCAGUGGCCAUGGCUACAGCAGGACCCCCCUGGACGUGGAUGGUCUGUGCCCUGAUAGCCCUGAUUCUGAGGGUCACAGAGCCUGUUCUUGCAAAUGAUGUUGCUUCCGGCGACAAACCCUCUGCCCCGGGCCCUGCUGGGAACACCGGGGACUUUGGACCCGGGGCCGGGGAGGGCACCCGGGCGGACGACGGCAGGGUCCCCCGCAUCAUGAAUGGGACCAGCUGCAGGAAGAACAGCCAGCCGUGGCAGGGUGCACUCUUGAGGCAUACCAACCGGCUCUACUGUGGGGCCGUGCUGGUGAAUCCGCAGUGGCUGCUCACGGCUGCCCACUGUCGGAAGCAACUUUUCAGAAUCCGUCUCGGCCACCAUUACCUGGAUCCCAUCUACGAAUCCGGGCAGCAGAUAUUCCAGGGGAUCAAAUCCAUCCCCCACCCGGGUUACUCGCACCCCAGCCACUCCAAUGACCUCAUGCUCAUCAAACUGAACAGAAGAAUCCGCGAGACUCCGAGUGUCAAGCCCAUCAACAUCUCCUCCCACUGUCCGACUGCUGGGACCAGCUGCUUGGUAUCUGGAUGGGGAACGACCAGCAGCCCCCAGGUUCACUACCCCAAGGUCCUUCAGUGUUUGGACAUCACUGUGCUAAGUGACGAAAGGUGCAGGAAGGCUUACCCGGGACAGAUAGACAAGACUAUGUUCUGUGCUGGUGACGAGGUGGGCAAAGACUCCUGCCAGGGUGAUUCCGGGGGCCCCGUGGUCUGCAACGGCUACCUACAGGGCCUCGUGUCCUGGGGAGACUUGCCUUGUGGCAAGCCCAACAGGCCCGGCGUCUACACCAACCUCUGCCGGUUCACCAAGUGGAUCCAGGACACCAUCCGCUCCAACUCUUGAGUCAUCCCAGGACCUGCCAUUCUGGCGCCCCAGGCCCUU